This is a messenger RNA of Emiliania huxleyi CCMP1516, 693 nucleotides long. RefSeq lists its product as hypothetical. The record is from RefSeq and is a predicted model, not a curated record. Bases 1 to 693 code for a protein of 230 amino acids. The transcript has 7 exons. Lineage: Eukaryota; Haptophyta; Isochrysidales; Noelaerhabdaceae.
AUGGGCGCCAUGGCGGCGAAGCACGUUAAUCAGAUGGCCUUCUGCCCACCGAACCCUACCUACCGUAAGGAGGACGUCAACAUGUGGCUCGACACUGACCGCGGCAACCGGAUCCCUGCCUUCCACAUCCGGCGUGGCUUCCCGCUGACGGUGCUGGUGUCGCACGCCAACGCGGAGGACUUGGGCCUGGUGCUGCAGUACUGGGCCUACAUGUCGCAGCAGCUUCAGGUGGACGUCUUCGCCUACGAGUACUCCGGCUACGGGCACGCGACGGGCAGCCCGUGCGAGGCGAACCUGUACUCGGACGCGCGCGCGGCGCUGAAGAUUCUCGUCGACGGCUUCGGGCUCAAGCCAGAGCGCGACAUCGUCGUCUUCGGGAAGUCUCUUGGCUCCACGCCUUCCGCGGCGUGGUCGUCUGCUCCGGACCUGUACGCCGUCUGCCGCGCGCACCACCCCCUCCCGCCCGGCUGGAUCACUGGCGGCUCGCACAACGACAUCGAGCACCGCGACGCCUUCCUCGCCAUCCUCAAGGAGUUCCUGGCGCACAUCCUCGCCGCCGGCCCCACCAGGGUGAUGCCGCCCUCGGGCAUCUCUGCGGUGCUCAAGUCGGUUGGCUCCUCGGUCUCAAGCUCGGCCAAGGCGCUUUGGAGCUGCACCGCGCCGCCGCGGAGCCAGCCCGCUCACGACAUGUAG